Fibroporia radiculosa is the source of this 1386-nucleotide messenger RNA. RefSeq lists its product as uncharacterized. Gene Ontology annotation, molecular function: oligopeptide transmembrane transporter activity. The coding region runs from base 1 to 1386 and encodes 461 amino acids. NCBI's taxonomy places the organism in Eukaryota, Fungi, Basidiomycota, Agaricomycetes, Polyporales, Fibroporiaceae. The transcript is spliced from 17 exons. The record is from RefSeq and is a predicted model, not a curated record. Gene Ontology annotation, biological process: transmembrane transport.
AUGGGCCUCCUUGGGUUCGGGGUCGACUGGGCCAGUGCAUAUCACCAGCGCACCGUUCUACCUCCCGCUCUCGACGCAAAUCUCCAACUACCUCGGCUGGUCGCUGUGCUACCUCAUCCUGCCCCUCGUGUACUGGGGCAACGUCUGGCAGUCGCAGAACUACCCGUUCAUUUCGCAAAAUCUGUGCGUCUCGCUCUACUCUUCUCCCGCUUGCUCAUGCUGACUCGCAUUCGUAGCUUUUUCGAAGAUGGCACGCUGUACAACCAGAGCCUGAUCCUCAACCCGGACCUCUCGCUCAACCGCACUGCCUUUGAGAUCUACGGGCAGCCGUACCAGAGCGGGUCCAACGUGAUCUACUACCUCGGCAUCAACAUCUCGAUCGGCGCGACGUUCGUGCACAUCGCGCUCUGGCACGGCCGCGAGCUGUGGGGCGCGUUCAAGGACUACUUCACCGGGACGCCGAUCGACGAUCCGCACUACAAGAAGAUGCUGGUAUAUCCCGAGGUGCCGUUCUGGUGGUACGCGGCGACGUUCCUCGCCGCGUUCGCGACGGCCAUGGCGUGCAUCUACACGAGCAAGUCGACGCUGCCGUGGUGGGCGCUGAUCGUGGGGCUGCUGCUGUCUGCGAUCAUGCUGCCGUUCAUCGGCGCGAUGUACGCCAUCACGGGCUUCAACCCGUACAUGACGCCGCUCUUCCAGAUGAUCGGCGCCGGGCUCGUCCCCGGCUCGUCCCAGGCCAACAUGUACUUUGAGCUGUACAGCGGACAGUCGCUCACCCAGGCGCAGUCGAUGCUGUCGGAUCUGAAGCUCGGCCAGUACACUAAGCUUCCUCCGAGGGCGUGCUUUGCGGUGCAGAUCGUCGGGACCAUCGUCGGCGGCAUCUUCAACUACGUGAUCACGCAGGACAUUGUGAACAACGAGCGUACGAUCCUGCUGAGCAACGAGGGCUCGCGGACGUGGUCUGGACAGCAGGUGCAGUCGUACAACGCGCUCGCGGUCAUGUGGGGCGCGAUGGGCCCGGAGAUCUUUGGUCCGAAGGGGACGUACUUCAUCGUGCCCCUCGGGUGCGUCAUUGGCCUCGGCGUGCCGAUCAUCCCGUGGCUGCUCUACAAGCGCUUCCGCUGGGAGUGGUGCAAGACGAUGAACUUUGCCGUCAUUGCUUACUACAUCGGCGACCUCGCGGGCGGCACGAACGGGUACAUCAACACUUGGAUGGCGAUCGGGCUCUUCUCCCACUUUUACAUCCGUCGCUACCACGCCGGGUGGUUCAGGAAGUACAACUACUUGCUCGGAGCCGCCGUCGAUGGGGGCUCGCAAGUGUUUGUGUUCGUGUAUGCGUUCGCCGUGGGCGGCGCGGGCGGCAACACCGUCCCGUUCCCGACGUGA